AUGAUUUUAGGGGUUUUUAUCGUAAAUGUUAUUGUUGAUAAACGACCAUCUAGUGCUCAUGAAAUUUUGAAGUAUAGUUCAAUCAUAUCUGUAAUCAGUAAAACAAUUACAGUUCUUUUAUUGAACUUUCAUUCGUCAUUAGAAUACUAUUUAGUAUUUUGUGCGAUUGAAUCAUUUAUAGCUGGAACUAACCUUGUGUUAAUUUCACUAUUAUCGAAAAGGUGUAUCGAAAUAUAUGAUAUAGUUAAAACUAUAUCAAAGUUGUCUAUUCUACUAGGCAAAUUAGUAUUACAAGAUAUUAAAUUACCGUUCAAUUAUAUAAAAAAAUGUGAAUUUCUAUCAUUUAUAAUAGUAUUCACAAAUACGGUAAUACUUUUAAGAAUAGCAGAAGAACAAAAUACAACUGGAUCAGCCAGUAAUAGUGGUAAUUCGAGAAGUGAUGAACAGGAAAAAAAGGAUAAAAUAAACUUAUUCACAUGUGGUAUCGUGUUAUUAGUGGCAACAAUUCUUAAUACUAUGAUGUUGAACCCAUUAAAGAUCAACAUUAUAUUUAAAAAUAUCAGUGAUAAAGAACACGAUAUAGGAAGAAUUGUCACUAAUAUGAUAGGAUUGUCACAUUUGGUGAUUUUCCAUGUAAUAGAAAGAAGAGAAGACAUAGUGGUAGAUUGGAGGGGUAUUAUGAACAGUGUACUUUCAAUGGCAGUCGUGUCAUAUGGAGUAUUAAGUAUAGUUGCUAAAAUAGCCCCAGAAUAUAUUCGGUUGAAAGUCGUAAUGGCCAUCGUGAUAAUGGCUGCCACAAAAACCUGUAUUUUGGAGGUCGGUAGGUACAUCAAUGGCUACAUUGAAAAAAAUAAUGUACCUCGAAAGUAUAAAGUUUGGUAUUUACUGUUCGGUUUAUUCGGAACAUUAUCUACCAACAUAGGUUCAUUUGUUAAUGGAAAGUUUGUAUUCUUAAAUUACAAACACUAG
Theileria orientalis strain Shintoku is the source of this 969-nucleotide messenger RNA. RefSeq lists its product as hypothetical. The coding region runs from base 1 to 969 and encodes 322 amino acids. The record is from RefSeq and is a predicted model, not a curated record. NCBI's taxonomy places the organism in Eukaryota, Apicomplexa, Aconoidasida, Piroplasmida, Theileriidae. The transcript has a single exon.